Peronospora matthiolae is the source of this 1146-nucleotide messenger RNA. NCBI's taxonomy places the organism in Eukaryota, Oomycota, Peronosporomycetes, Peronosporales, Peronosporaceae. The record is from the annotation of a GenBank genome assembly.
AUGGCGCCCACAGACUUCGUCCACCGACAGUCGACCCCUCGAUCAGUGCGCAACAUACAGCGCUACCUUUUGGUCUCAUUUACACUGCUUUGUAUCGUGUUUUCAGUGCUACCAGAAGACAUUAACGCAUCGGAAUGCAGCGCAUGUGGAUAUUUGGCCCGCAACUGCAGCGACGAAGGCGAUGGAGUGGAUGUAUGCGACAUGACAGGCGACAUCCAGAUCGACGACGUCUUCUGUAACGACCAAGAGUGUCGCUGUGCCAACGGCCACGAGUGCGUGAGCACGGGCGUGGGCUGCUCGACGAUUUUCCAGGCACGGACUCGACGUCGCUGUGUGAGCAACGCGACGCUCUCGAGGAGGUUCACACAGUGUGCAAUCGACCAGAACUUGACUUCGCUCAGUGCUUCAAACGUCGCUGCUGACUGGAUCUACUUCAAACAAGGGCACAAAUGCCAGUCCAGGGACUGUCUCGCGGUCAAGCUGUUUCACCAAAGUGGUCUCGUGCAAUGUGGCAAUCUACUGGCAGUGUGGACAACUGCUGCCGACGUGGGUGUAGCUCGGACUGAGCUGCUGGCUAGCAGCUCUGGCGAUAGUGACACGGUGUACCAUUUCAUUGCUGAUGGCUCCCGCGCCAAGGAUAUGAAAGCUGGAACGUUCCUUUACUCGGUGCCGUGGUCGCCAAAAGAUGUAGCGCUUUUGUCAAAGCAGGCGCAAAGCACAGCUAUUGCCUCGUGCUAUGUCCUGCAGACACGGAAUCAGCCGAACAGCACGUGUGAAGGCGUGUAUUUGCAGUUUGAUGCCAGCGUGGAGUUUGCCAACGGUGAUGAGUACGUGAUGUCCAAACUGAGCUGGCCUGUGUGGCUUGCUGUCAUCGGCAGUGUGGCUGCAGCCAUCGCUUCGGUUGCCGUCGUUAGCGUGGUGAUCUACCGGUCUCGACACAUGAACGUGUCGCUGCCUGUCGAGAACGACGAAGAUGGUGGUCUUUUGCACGGGAAGACCAAUCUAUGCGACAGCAAGGACUUUAGCCCCGCCAAUCCUGCUAGCCUAGGGACACCGUUGCCAGCUCCAGGAAAAGGCCGCUUGAGUCCCGAUCUACGUCAGCGCGGUGCGCUCGACGUCACACAAAUGGAGGCCGGAAGCUUGUAA